AGUGUAAGUUCAUCUGCACGUUCAUGUCGCUCAGUCAAUUCGAAGGGCUGCCAGUCGAGUUACUAUACGAAAUCCAGCUUUACGCCCUUUCGGAACAUCUGCCACACACUUCCAAGAGGCUUUACGCUGUCUUCAAAUCUGCACCUACCUUUCUCACCGCUCAUUACAUCUACCAUCGUAUUCCCAAAGGUUCAAAAACCAGUACAGACAUCCUCAAUUCCAUCCUCCGAUACCCGAUCUGCACAGCCCAGACCUUGCAGUUUAUCCGAACCAACCUUUUCCUCGACGACCUCACCUCUAAUCCGGAACUCCCAAAACGCCUGUUUCGCCCUCUAACUACCAAAAAGCCGCCUGCGAAAUGGAGAGACACGGAUCACCCGUUACCAUUCCUUGAAUUUCUCUAUGAUUCUGAUAAAUUGAAGAUCCCAGCACCGAAUCCAAACUCUCAUCACGGAUACGCGUUAACGAAGGCUGUUCAUGUUGGGUUUGGGGAGCUUGUGAAGUUUUUGCUUGAGAGGGGUGCGACGCCGAAGAUGGAGGAUAGGAAGAAGGAUGGGUUGACGGUUAUGAUUGCGAUUCGGCAGAAGGAUUUGAGGAUGGUGAAGAUGCUUAUUGAGCGUCGUGAUGAGGAAUUUCGAGGGACGAGGAAAAGAGGUGUUAAUACAGGAAAUAAGAGAAGGAAGAUGGAGGACAGGAUCAGUGUGACGGCUGAGAUGCUGCAGAUGGCUGUCAAGUGCAAAGCGCACGAUAUUGCUGAGUAUUUUAUGAAGGAAAAGGGGUGUGUUCCGGAUAUGAAGACACUUUAUAUGUUGAGUUAGAGGAAGAGCGAGGGUUUGCUAUUAUACGGCUCCACCAAGAUGCUAGUUUUGGUCUUUGAACGAUUUCCCUUCCAACAUGCGACUAUCUGGGGUGCAUCCGAUCUCAUUCUUUCUCAUCGAGGGAUAUGAUAAUCAUUGGGUACAGAGGCUUGGACGUGCUUGGAACCAGGAGAAAAUAUCAUAUCAUUCCUCUUUCUACUACUAACCAAAACAAUCUCAUCCCGCCUCAUG
Molecule: messenger RNA, 1049 nt
Organism: Marasmius oreades (fairy-ring Marasmius)
Lineage: Eukaryota; Fungi; Basidiomycota; Agaricomycetes; Agaricales; Marasmiaceae
Exons: 3
Coding region: 24-818 (264 amino acids)
Source: RefSeq, a predicted model, not a curated record